Tachyglossus aculeatus (Australian echidna) is the source of this 1341-nucleotide messenger RNA. RefSeq names its product MSS51 mitochondrial translational activator (gene MSS51). The coding region runs from base 1 to 1341 and encodes 446 amino acids. The record is from RefSeq and is a predicted model, not a curated record. The transcript is spliced from 6 exons. NCBI's taxonomy places the organism in Eukaryota, Metazoa, Chordata, Mammalia, Monotremata, Tachyglossidae.
AUGACAACUCAAGGGUCCCAGACGCGCCACACCAAGAAGAAACCCCCCACCAUGCUCCCAGUUGCAGGACCCAGCAUCGAUGCUCUGGGCUUUUUGGCCCUGGAGAACAACAUCCCAGGCCUGUCCAAGGUCAUCCUCAAAAAGUUGAACAUGAAGAACUAUGAGGAGUACAAAUCGGCAAUGGACGGGAACCCUCAGGGAAUAGACUUUGGGAUCCGCACGUACUUUGACAUGUUUCGGAAAAUGGAGGACACCUUCAGAUUCUGUGCGGAAUGUAAAAUGCUUCCUGAUGGUCUGCCUCCCUCCAAGAGCCUCCGUCGGUGUAAGAGGUGCCAGAAUGUGUAUUACUGUGGCCCUGAAUGUCAGCGAGCUAACUGGCCCGUCCACAAGAGAUUUUGCAAGAAACUGCGUCUGGUGGCCCUGGACCGCCUGGUGGAAUGGCUAGUGUUCACAGGUGACAUCCCCUUCCCCUCGGAGCCAUGGACACGCAGGAUACAGGAGGUUCGAGGCUGGGAAGAGUGGUUCUCCAUGCAGGGCCAGCUGGAGGAGAAGCUGGGUGCCAUCCUGAACGGGCAUUACAUGACUCUCCUCUGGACCAAUGCGGGGAAGCCACGACCGGAGCCGGGCGCCCUUGUGGAGUCGGUGAAGCGACUGGUGACCGAUUUCCAAUCCCGGCCUCUCACCGUGGGCCUGGGCCUCCAGGCUCUCGGGGCGAACUUGACGGUCAGGCCGGCCACGGUGCAUGUGGUGGGAGCCUCCCACGUGGAGACGUUCAACCUCCGUGACAGUGAUUACGAUGAGCUGGGGCACAUGUUCCCUGGGCACCAGGGCAUUGAGUUGGUCAUGGUGGGAGUAGAUGUGGCUAAUGGACCUGUCCUGAGACCUCCACUAACCACACCUGUGGCCCAGGGGAAAGUCCGACUCUGCGGCUACAAGGGCCUCUAUCACAUCUUUUGGGAACAUCUGGUGGAGACUGGGCAGGCGUCGAGACCGGAUCUGGUAAUCGGCUUCCACCCAGGUUUCCACACUUGCCAGGACUUGUUUCAGGGUUGGUUGCCUACCCUCCUGCUGCUCCGAGAUUACAAGAUUCCGUCCCUCUUCACUAUGUAUAGUGAGCAAGAGCUGAAGUACUCUCUGCAGAUCCUGAUGGAGCUGGAGACCCAGAUCAUCAGAUACGGAGCAAACCCUUUUGCUUCCCUCAAACCAGAGCAAGUCUAUUCAAACCCCAACAAGGAACCCGUCUACUGCAGUGCCUAUUACGUCAUGUUUCACGGGGGCACUCGUCAGCGAGAUGAGCUGGAGGUGGUGGAGGGGGAAGAGAGAAAGGAUGGUGUGGUUUAA